This is a messenger RNA of Xiphophorus couchianus (Monterrey platyfish), 4325 nucleotides long. RefSeq names its product putative methyltransferase NSUN7. Gene Ontology annotation, molecular function: methyltransferase activity. Lineage: Eukaryota; Metazoa; Chordata; Actinopteri; Cyprinodontiformes; Poeciliidae. The transcript has 12 exons. The coding region runs from base 1949 to 4318 and encodes 789 amino acids. The record is from RefSeq and is a predicted model, not a curated record.
GAAUUGAAUAUUUUAGGUAAGUUCAGAAAUAUGGGUGACUUUAAAAAUUGAAAAAUAAAAAUGGUGUUGACUCUUUGGAGAAGGAGUUUGAGUGGCACAUUUCUUGUUAACUAAGGACUGCAUUAGUUUUAUACUUGCAGUCCUUUCUCCUCAGUUUGAGUUUCUUGAUAUCUGGUGUCUUCAAACUGUACAACAAUAUGACUUAUUUAUUUGCCACCAUGAAGAAUAUAAUUUUUCUCCUUUUGUCAGCUGACCAAUCAAUUAUUUUUUUGCUAUUCCAAAAGCAUAAUGUGUUCCAUCUUGGGGGAAAAAAAUGCACCCCGGUCACAUUUUCUCCAGUGCAGAUCAUGUCGUGCAUUUUCCUGCACAUCUUUCACAGUGGGUCCACCCUCCUUCAUUAUCAUAUUGUUGCCAUGGCGUUUCAAACUCAAGGCAGGAAGCAGAGGUUUUCUGGGUUCUUAUUUAAGCUGCAUUUCUUCGUGUUGUUUCCACCAACCGUCUUCAGAGUGACAACGGUAAGACUUGCAAUGCUAAAUUAAACAACUCAUUGCACUCUGUCCAGAUUACUACUCCCAUCUUUUUUCACAAGCUUCACUUUUUGAAAUGACUUUGAGUUUCGGUCUGUUGAGCAUGAAGUAAACUCUUUGACACUCAUUAAAUCACUGCGGCCUGAUAUUUGCUGAUUUAUUCCACAGGCACUAUCCUGGACUUUAAGUGCAUGUCAUGGAUCUCUGGUCAGCUCUAGCUUAUGUUUUUAAAGGGAAGAACUGUAAUAAAAGAGGAUUAUGCUCUGUCUUUUUUUUCCCUCUACUGGCUCUGUUUAAUUAAAGGCUAGUGGACCUUGCAUGUCUCUAUGUGAAAAGAAAAUCUGUUUGGAAUUUGGAUGCAGAGAUGUACGCCCUGCUUGCAUGUGUGAAUCUGAAUGCAGACUGGGAGUAGACCUGGUUUAAUGUCAGAAUGAGGUGGAAGCCAGUGUAGGUCUGCAAACAGAUUAGUUUAGUGGGUGAGUUAGAGACAGGCCUUCGUUCAGGAUUGGACUGCAGCUCUUUAUUUAUUCAUGCAACUUUAUCUGCUUAAUUGUACCAUGAGGAGCCCACUUACACACAUUACAGUGUCUUGCAAAGGUAUUCAAACCUUUCAACACUUUAUAAUGUUACAACCAAAAACUUUGUGCAACUUAAACUUAUCAAGACAUGGUUGUCCACCCAGAGUGAGAGAGCGUUAAAAAGAGAAGCAAGCAAAAGACGAAUGGUAACUUUGAAUCCAGCAGGACAACGACAGUAAAAUUCUGCCUGAGCUCUGCUGAAAAUAUUUGCAUUUAACCAGGUAGGUCCUCGUGUUUUGAAUGGUCAGAUUCAGUUGCAGACCACAAAGACAAAAGUCCAACUGAGAAUCUGUUACAAAACGUUGAAAUUGCUGAUCACAGACGCUCUCCAUCCAAUAAAACUGAGGCUGAGCCAUUUUGCAAAGAAGAAUAAGCAACAGUUUCUCUAAAUAUGCAUAAAAAACCCAUUUGAUUUAAAAAAUUGACUUCACGGUUCAGCUUUGCCAUACUUUGCGUUGAUCUGUAAAAUGAAAUCCCAUUAAAGUUCAUUUAAGUUUGUGUUAGCAAACCUGUAGAGAGGAAAAACUGUAUGAUGAUUUUUGCACAGCCUCUGAGGCAGGACCGUCUCACACUGACACGGAUCCGUAGGGUGGGUCAGAUGUCUGCCCUGCCGGAUUCUCUGGAACUUAGUUAUCUUUGCAGCUCUGCUGUUUGCUUUCAUUUAGAUGCUUGACCAAUGCCAACAGCAGGCUGAAGGAGGGAAAGCAUAAAAACUGAGCUGCUCUCAGCAGUUCCUGACCUGUGUUUUUUCUGAGCUGAUCUUCGUGUGUAACAUGAGCAGCCGACGCUGGCACGCUGUUCCUCCUGUGUUACACUACAGAUGGCUCGAGACAGGAUGUAAAUAUGAGCUCUGAGAAAGAGAAGGCGAUUGUCAUCUCUCUUCAAGAGCAAGGCCAUCAGGAUAACAAGCAGCCGCUCUCCUCUCUGCUUCCUCUGCCUCAUCUUCACUCAGUGUCUCCUGGCUCAGCCUGCCCUCCAUCAGAUCAGGUCUUUCUCCAGGCAGCAGCCAUCUUUCAGCAGCUUGGCAGAGUGAAGCCGGAGCCUCAUCAGGUUCUGCAGUAUGAAAACAGGACCGACACGCUACCUCACAGCAGCGAUGACAAGGCCACACAAAAACAAGCCUACCAGCUCGCUUUCAACACCCUCAAAUACCAAGAUUUACUGGAAGCCGUGAUUUUUGACAGCUUCUUCCACAAAUCUCAGAACAUCUACAGCGACUUGCUGCCAUUGGCAAUGGUGAUGCUGUAUGACUUCCAGGACAGGAGGUUUUUGCUUCGUCGGCGUCCAGCUGAAGGAGAGCAGAAGGCUGUCGCUGAAGUCACAGACCUGGAGAAAUGCCUUCAGAGAUGGAAGGUCAAACUCGCUGCAUCUCUAGCUCGCUUCAGGGUGAAACACAGCCUGCGGAGCGUCUCCUGUUUUCUGUCCGAUUCCCUCAGAACCAAAGAGCACAGGGCUAAAUCCUUACCGUUCUACGCAUGGGUCAACACUUUAAACUCCAGUCUUGAUGAAAUCUGCGAAAUCUUACAAAGUGCCAACCUAAGUGAAGUGAAGAACAUGGCUGACCUCACAGGUUCAACAUUUUCCAAGGACCCUCUCUGUCCAGAUACGCUCAUUUUCUCCCGCAGCCUCUGUAAACCUCUUCAGAGCAGCGCCCUCACCACCACACAUGUGCUAAACAUCCAGGACAGGAGUGUGUGUUUGGCAGUGAGCGUGUCACAGCCUGUCCUGUUUGAUAGAAGGGACGUCCUGGUGGCGGGCUCCUUCUCUGCUCUGACCGUGGCUCACAUAGCCGCAGCAGCCGCCGCUCGGUCGGGCCGAGUUCUGGUGUGUGGCGCUGAUCACACUCCUGUGCAGACAGAAGAGAUGAAGAAUCUGCUCUCUCAGAUGGGAAUCAAAAAUGUCAAAGUCCUGCCAGCAACUUUCUGCAGACUGAAUGAGCGGGACAUCGCUGUGCAGAGGUUAAAGGUCAUCAUAGUUUUGCCUCAGUGUUCGUCCUCUGCCCUCAAUGACCCAGUCACCACAAUGCACAGUGAACAUGGAGACUGGAACCUACUGCCAGAUUUAUCCCACGGCUCGAUUUCCAAAAGCAAAAUCUUCUCUCUCACCACCCAACAGGCCCGGCUGCUGGCCCACGCGUUGUCUUUUCCAAAGGUCCAGACGGUGGUCUACUGCACACGUUCAGUGUGUCCUGAGGAAAACGAACAGCUGGUCGGAAGAGUGUUGGAGAAAACACACACUCACCCCAAACUGUUGCCAUUCAGGGUGAAUGGGCCUAUUUUCCCUGAUGACUCUGCUUCAGGAGAUGAAACCGACUCCAGGUUCUUCAGGCUCCAGCCCUCUCAGUUCACCAAUGGCUGCUUCAUAGCCAGACUGUCGCGGCAGGCGGAUCCCACAAAGGUAGAAUCGGUUCAGGAUGUGUUGGCAAGGGCGGCAGCGAAGGGUCUCUUUGGUGGCAUAAUUUCUGAACCAUCAAAACCUGCAAAGAAGAGCAAAAGGAAGAAGAAACGAGUCGCUUCGAGCACCAGCAGGCCUUCAUCUCCCUCCAGCCAGGAGGAGCCUGAGGCAGCAGAGAUCAGUGAUGGAAUAGAUCCUGCUCCCCCUUCAGAAGAUGAAGAUAAAGAGGGAGAAGAAAAGGAAGGUGAAGAAAAUGAGGCUGAAGGGAAGGACAGUAAGACCAAGUCAGAGAAGAAGAAAAAACGAAAAAGCAAAAGAAAUCAAAAACAGAGCAGUGAUGCAGCAAGCCUGAAAAAUCAAGCUAAAGGGCAAAAGAAGAAAGCAAAGAGAAAAGUAAAUCCAUCUCAGCACAGCAAACCGAGGCGGAUACCACGUCUUACGCUGACCUUAAUGUCUGCUGAAAAACCUUCCAGGCACUUAUCUCCAAUCACAGCUCUUGCACACAAGAUCAGCGGAAAACCAGUAAAGAAGCUGGAAGAGGACUCAGCUCCAGUUCUAGAAAAACAUCUCUCACAUGCUCAGUCUGCUCCUCAGACGGCCUCUGAGAGGAAAAACAUGCAACCCGAGGAGGAAGAGAGGAACCUGGAGAAACAAGGGAGCCGAUCUGGAAACGUGAGGAAAACGCAGGGACCGCCGACGGCUGCAGGUCACAUCCUGCCGCCAAUCUCUUCUCUGAGCGGCUCCGUCGCCCGGCCGCAGUCUCCUACCUCCAGCCAUCAGUUAGCAUCGUCAUCCUCAGCCUCCCUGAGAGAAUUAUAAAAAAAAA